Botrytis sinoallii is the source of this 707-nucleotide messenger RNA. RefSeq lists its product as uncharacterized. Gene Ontology annotation, cellular component: MIS12/MIND type complex. Gene Ontology annotation, biological process: chromosome segregation. The transcript has 2 exons. The record is from RefSeq and is a predicted model, not a curated record. NCBI's taxonomy places the organism in Eukaryota, Fungi, Ascomycota, Leotiomycetes, Helotiales, Sclerotiniaceae. The coding region runs from base 1 to 651 and encodes 216 amino acids.
AUGCCCAGCACCUCCCCCUCACCCUCCCCUCCCCCCCAAGCCCCCAUUCCCCUCACCCCCGGCCCCCGCGCCAACGCUCUCUACACCGUCUAUGAAAAAUCUCUCGCUUCCGCUCUACACACUAUUUCCUACCCCGCCUUCUCCUCCUGUUUCCCCUCCAUCUCGCGCAAUGCGCCGGAAGCGCUCAAAGCCGUGCAUGGGCAGAUGGUUUCCCGAUUACGCCAAUUCGCACUCGAUGAGUUCGAGAUGAUUUUGCAGGAACGCAGAGUGGUGGAACGAUUGAAUGGCCUGGAGGGGGUGAUUGAGAGUGCGAGACGGAGGAAAGCGAGGGGUGUGGAUGCGGAGACGGAGGGGAGGGAUCUGGGUGUUGCCCCACACACCCUCCCCGCGCCCUCCAUCCUCGCCGCCCAUCUCACCCCCCUCUACACAACACAACAAUCACAACUCAACGCCAAACUCCAAACGACACAAUCGCAAAACGCGAGUCUCGCAGACGAAAUCCAGAAACAGCGAGAGGAGAUUGAAAAACUAGUAAGAGGGGUUGAAAUUGUGGUUGAAGAUCUGGAUCGCGCGAAUGAGGUUAUGGAUCGAGAGGUUGAUGGAUUGGGAAAGGAGGCUUUGGAGGCGGAGAAUGCUUUGAGGGAUGCGUAGGCUGGUUUUUGGUGGCUAUGGAGUGGGGUUGUGAGACGUGGGGGGAGAAAUGAUAA